Molecule: messenger RNA, 3876 nt
Organism: Jaminaea rosea
Lineage: Eukaryota; Fungi; Basidiomycota; Exobasidiomycetes; Microstromatales
Exons: 1
Coding region: 153-3740 (1195 amino acids)
Biological process (GO): mitophagy; piecemeal microautophagy of the nucleus; autophagosome assembly
Cellular component (GO): cytosol; extrinsic component of membrane; phagophore assembly site
Source: RefSeq, a predicted model, not a curated record
AUCCGCCUCCUCAUCCAUCACUAUCCGGCAGCGACUGCGUCAUCUACGUAUAGCGAGGCUGGCUGUUGUGCACGCUCAGCAUGAGUCCAUCGCUACCAGAUUCCCUCUCAUCUCUGCAGCCUUGCUAGAACUGCUCACCUCGCCGCGAUAGCAUGGCGAUGCCAUCAACGACUGAGCCUCGCGACAGCCGCGAGGCCACUCCAGGCCCAUCGACGAUUCUCGACCCCUCAUUCUCCUCCGGCUCUCCGGCCUCUUCAUCUACCUCUUCGUCAAUGCGCCUCGACGCCGUACUUUAUAACUUCUACUCGAAAUCCGUCAAUCUCGUCGCCGCCAACCGACUGACCCACUCGACGUUUACGGCGCUCACGGACAGCGGCAGCGUGGGCCACGUCAAUAAAUGGUUCAGCCUGCCACUGCCAGAUAUCGACAUUUUCAAGGAGGAGCUGAGACUGUGGCGCUCCCUCUCUGCCUUCGUCCCACCCUCGGCGUUAGAGGCGUCCAUUGAAACACCAGCAGAUGAUGCUGCAGGCGCUCCACUCGUGGCUCGCGUCCCUCCCCUGGUCCUUGAAGUCAUCUUCGAACCAGUCAAGGGUCCUACAGCCACGUCUCCUCGCCCUGUUGUGCUUGAAAGAUGGCGCAUAGACUUCACCGUCUUCCAGCCAGAGUCGGCCCCUGAGCUCCAAGACCUCUACAAGCGUUGUUCUACUCACCUGCAGGCCUUCGAUGCAGCAACGCGCAACUUGCCCGCCUAUAAGCUAUACAAGAGGAUACGCACAGGCGAUGGAGCAGCCGUUGGACAGAUUGGCUGCAGGCUGGGGACGGGCGAAGCACUCGAUGUAGGGACGCCGAGCGGUGAUCGCAGGGAGAUUGGAUUGGGAGGUGGCGACGAGGAGAAUGCUUCGUCAUCACAGACGGGGCUGCAUGGUUUUGCACCUCUCGUAACGCCACUCGGGUCGCUCACUGUUUCUGUCGAGUAUCGAGAAAAUCUUGCGCUCGCGGGCAAUGUGAGACCGGAUGAUCUGCGGCCGGACGAGGACUACUUCAAGCCGCCGAUUACAACGACGAAGCCAACGCCGAGCGCGCCCACUUCAUCUAAGGUCUCAGCGCCGGCGGGUGGCAGCAGCUUCAGCGACCGGCCUUCUCCUCCUCCUCAGCCGCAGCCCAGCAUCUCCUCAUCACCUAGCUCCUUUGGCCGUAUGAACACGUCAGGACCACCACGCGCCGGCCUAUCAGCGUUGCGCAGCCAGCCGACGCCCACUGAUCCUCCACUUUCCAGCUCGCCAGGGGCGGGCGAGCCGGCGUUUCUGACUUCUCACGCACGACGCACAAGCUCAAGCAGCCUUUCCUCGACGCAUAGCGAAAGACGCUUCCGUACUGCAAGCACGCUGGGUCCAGCAGGGUCCAGCGGAUCAGGCAUCGCCGAGCAUCCUGCGGGCAGCGUGGGCAUCGGUCGCCCAGCUUUGCCUCAGCAGAUGCGCUUCGGCUCGUAUUCACCUUCAUCACCGAGCCCGCUUGCUCAACAGGCUGCAGGUGCAGAGAGCGGAGCCUCAUCGAGAAGCAUCAGACCCACUGCGGCGUCCGUAGCCAAGCCAUCCUCCACACCACCAACGCACAGCUUGCGUAACAUCUUUCAGCACUACGCGCCCACCAAUGUGGCCUCGUCUUCUUCGCCCGCGUCAAACAGCUCCAUCGUCUCCUUGAGCGGCACUUCACGCCCGACAUAUCGGCGUGCAGGAUCGGGAGGCAGCAGUGGUAGUCACGAGCUCCCACGCGUGACUGAAGCGCCUGCUCCAGCCUCGUCUUCUUCGGGAGCAUCUCGCCCAUCCGUCUCUCCUCAAAUGAUACAGCGCUACUCUCGCACGCCAUCUUAUCGGUCACAGCACCCAGGCCAACAGGCUGGCCGAAACAGCUUGGAAGGUGCUGAGGGGCGCGCUUCGACGAGCAGUGGUGAAGUGCAGUCGGGAGGGGCAGGCCGCUCACCAUCAUUCAGCCGCUCAUGGCAGGCACGCACCGAGGCAAGGCAGCAAGCAAUGAUGGCCAUGGCGGGCAGCAGUGCGAGUAGGGGAAGCCCGAGCUCGCUCCUUAGUCGUGCAAGCCCCGGGUCACUGCUUAGCAGGGAAAGCCCGCCGGCGCAGCAGAAGCGGGCGAGCGGUGUCGGAAGGAGGGAUUCGAUCGAUGAUCUUGUCUCCCUGAUCGAGUCGCGGCCGAUGCUGGCGGGCUCGAGCUCUCCGAGACCGCAGGCACCGCAGGCACCUCCAGCCGCGACGGGCGGCUUCGUUCCAAGUCAAUCGCCAGCCUUGGGCAGCUCAGCACUUGCCUCGAGUGGCAGCUCACGCGUCAUGCUCUCCACGAGCGCAAUGGAUGACAUGUUGGCCAAGAUGACGCAGAGCGUUAUGCGGCUUACUGCCCCGCCUGCGCCAAUGCCGGUCGCACCUGACGAGGCGGCAACAUCUGCACCUGCUCUGCCGGCUGUAUCGUCAGGCCACACAGGCGAGCCAGUCAAUAGCUGCUCCUCGCCCUCGGCUGCCGCAGGUCAAGUCCUCAGACCCCCUACCGCGCCUCUCGCCCCCGACUUCGACGACUCUUCCUCCUUUGAAGGAGGGCGCGGCGCCAUGUUACGAGGUCGGCUGUACCCCCGCAGUGCUGGUGCAGGACGAGGCGCUGGUGCCACUCGCGGCGGCCACUCCUCACAUGAAGAAGUGGACGCCAUCCUUCUGCAGGCGCAUGACGAUGACUACCCCACUGCGAUCGGACCAGAACAGCAAUCGCAACGAGAAACGAGGCGUCAAGCGUCCGAUGUUGGAGCGGCACUGGCGCCGCGAGGGAGGCACUCCUUCGACUACGAAGAUGAGGAAGAACAUCCAGCCGGGAGGUUGGAGCUGCACUCUGAUCCGAACACGCCUACGAGCCUGCGCUUCUCCUCUUCGCCCCUCCUCUCUCAGCCGCAGACCGCGUUGACUGGCGCCGCACCAGGUGCCGCCGGAUAUUCGCGCUUCGCUGGUCGUACGUCGACUGCUGCUGCCGCUGGUGCUACUGCCGGUGGGGCCCUUGGGUUGGGUAGGACGCUGCGCGCCAGUGCUGGCAGCGAUGUAGACGAAGCUGCCUCUCCUUCUAAUCUCUUUGCGCAUCGUACUCCAAGUGGUGCUGCGGGAGUGGAGCGGGUGCGGAGCUCGAGUAGCGCUGCAGACCCCUCUGCCGCGUCCUCGGGAAGGAGAUUCAGACGAUACGUGUCUGGAUUCGAUGUUGGCACUGGGGCAGCUGGAGGGAACGCUGCUCAAAGGGAGGGAGAGGAUCAAGAGCCAGACGAUGCGCAGCGUCUGCGAUCGUUCGGUGCAGAGUUAAGCUCGAUGCGCGGCCGAGGUGGGGCGCCUUGGUCCUCGUACGGCUUGACGGCCACGGCCACUACCACAGCUGGCAGCACGACCAUCACCGGUGGGCACGGCGUCGGAUCUUCAAGUCCAUGGCGUACCCGUCGUCCUCCCGUGCCGCCUUCCAGUGGUCGAGGCUUGGGAGGUCCACCAGCUGCUGGGCUGGGAAGGAGGGCAAGUCCCGGCCAUUUGAGAACGCUGCAGCACCGCGGGGGAGAAGACACGACGAUGAGCGGUGGAGGGGGAAAUGGGAAUGGGUACGGUAGCGGUGAGGAGCGUGGCAGGACUGGCGCACCAGCAACGACGACGCCGACGAGCUCGAGGCAGCGAUGGUGGGAGUAUCAAAAUGAGAGAGGUGGAGACGAGGACUGAGGGAAACAGCGGAAAGACGAGAUGGACAGAGACAAAGGACCAGCAUCACCAAGACAAUCAUUACCCUCAGACACAUCACUCAUUCCUUGUUCAUAAACACUCUCUUGCAAUCACGAUUGACACUUAUACGUUCCAU